Molecule: messenger RNA, 1377 nt
Organism: Effrenium voratum
Lineage: Eukaryota; Dinophyceae; Suessiales; Symbiodiniaceae
Source: the annotation of a GenBank genome assembly
AUGGUGUACCUCUUCCUCGGAUUUCUCUUCUUGACCAGCGCAGUGGCCGACUGUGGUGGUGGGGCAUGUGCGCAGGAUUACGAGCAUGAGGAGGACCUUUUGGUGCAGAGCAUGAACACCGAGCUCCUGCAGGUCAAGAUUGAGCUCACCAAGAACCCGUUGGAGGUGGAAAAGGCCAGUGCCGGUGCAAUGGCCAUCCAGGCCGACGGCGCUGUGGUGACUGGACCAAAAUUGGCCAAAGAAUCUACCAGGGGUGAGUGCAAGGACUACUGCAAGUACGAGCCCCAGACUGCCUGGCAGUAUGACGCCAAUUGCGGCGGCUGCGCGGCGGUGCUUUUGCAGGAUUCGGGAGCUGUCCACGCAUCGCAGACGCCCGGGCCUUGUGCCAGCUGGUGCCAAUAUGAGGGACCUGCCACCUGGCAAUAUGACCCCAAUUGCGCUGCCUGCACGCCCGCAGCCAUUGCCAACAGGACUGUGAACCACUGCCAAACCUACUGUGAGUACGUUGGCACAGCAGUGUGGCAGUACAACCCGGAUUGCCAAGCCUGCAAGCCCGUGCUGCUGCAGAAGGCCCAGGUUGAGUGCAAGGACUACUGCAAGUAUGAGCCCUCAGCAGCUUGGCAGUAUGACGCCAAUUGUGGCGGCUGUACAGCAGCAUUUUUGCAAGAUGUAGUUGUGGAAGCCCACAGCAGCUGCAUGGAUCAUUGCCAGUUUGUUGGCUCUGCGUUGUGGCAGUUUGAUCCGGACUGCAUCGGCUGCAAGCCAUCCUUGCUGCAGCAGCAAGUCGGCCAGGCACCUGCUGAAGGCUGCGCAAGCUUUUGCCAGUAUGAGGGCCCAGCUGUGUGGCAGUAUGAUCCCAACUGCCGCGCUUGUGGCGUCACUCAACGCUCCAACAUCACCGUCACAGCCCAGUGCCUGGAUUUCUGCAAGUAUGUGGGCGAAGCUGUGUGGCAGUACAACCCCGACUGCCAAGCAUGCAAGCCCAGCCUGUUGCAGAAGAGGGAGUGUAAGGACUACUGCAAGUAUGAGCCCCAGACUGCCUGGCAGUAUGAUGCCAAUUGCGGCGGCUGCCAAGAAGCCCCCACAGCUCUUGUGCAAGAUACGGUCGUUACCAAGGGUGAGUGCAAGGACUACUGCAAGUAUGAGCCCCAGACUGCCUGGCAGUAUGACGCCAAUUGCGGCGGCUGCACGCCAGCUCUUGUGCAAGAUGCGGUCGCUACCAAGGGUGAGUGCAAGGACUACUGCAAGUAUGAGCCCCAGACUGCCUGGCAGUAUGACGCCAAUUGCGGCGGCUGCGCGCGGCUGCAAGCCAUCCUUGCUGCAGCAGCAAGUCGGCCAGGUACCCACCGAAGGCUGCGCAAGCUUUUGCCAGUAUGA